This is a messenger RNA of Cercopithifilaria johnstoni, 615 nucleotides long. Lineage: Eukaryota; Metazoa; Nematoda; Chromadorea; Rhabditida; Onchocercidae. The record is from the annotation of a GenBank genome assembly.
AUGGCUCGUUUAACGCAAUCUUACGAAAACCGAGUUAAAGCUCCAGAUCGAUUGGAUCGAUCAGUAAAAUGCCCGAAACUAUAUGGUAUCGUAGAACUCGAGAUCGAAGUAACGGAAUUGCUGGAAAAUAUUUCGAUCGCCUUACAUUAUUUACAAAAACUUGAUUUAUUUUCUGCGACUAAUAAUGAAUUACAAAUUUUUCAAAAAGAUAUCUCAGCACUGAUAGACGCUGUCACAAAUCUCAAGCAUAAAAUACAGAAAACAUUCAAAGACGUCACUUUCCAGGAAGAUAUCCAAGGUUUCACAUCAAGCAGAGACAAUAUUCUUGUGCCAACUUCAAGAGAAAUGACAGAUAAAACAUGGCGCAAUAUUCAAGAAAUUAAAGAAGUUGAUGAUAAACAAAGUGAUCCUGUCGCUUUUAAUCGUCGCUUCGCAGCUGGUUCUUCCACCAUUGCUUCUGAAAGACAAAAUCUUCCACAGAUCACAAAAAAAGAGAGAAAAAAAAAUAAAAUCGAAGGGAAACAAACGAAUCUUAAAAGAACUGAUCCAAAUAUCUUCGAAGAGAUUAUUCAAAAUUCCGAAUAUAAAAUCAUUCAGAAUCGAAACAGUCAAUAG